ACGGUCCAAUCAGGACCGGCGGCGGGCGCCUUCCCAGCUGGUGGAUGUUGCUUUCAGGGGCCGCGGAGUCCCGUGAGAACUUGUCCCGCGAGGCCUCAAGGGUCCCAUUCCCAUCGCUCUCACCUGCCCUGGUUGCAGAGCCACGAGGAGGAAGUCUUGGAGAACCCGGAAGGAGGCGGAGAUGGUUGACUAUUCAUUAAUUUUUCAUCAACUGUGUAAAACUGAGUCUUCUAGGGAGGAGAAAGCUUAAGAGGUUUAUAAAAGGAAAAGCCACAGGUUGUUAAAGCUGUCCGGCAUGAAUUAUGAUCAACUCUGACACAGGGAGUGAAAUAUUUGUCCUUGAGAACUAGGCUGUAACGGCUUAUUGAGGGUAAGGGUCGGAUAAUCAUCUUGACAUUCUGGACCAUUGAGCAGAUGUUCUGGAUGCCUGCAUUAAGACACUAAGUGGUGAAAAAGUUCAGACCUGCAUAAGCCCCACUUCCUCAAUGACCUGGCUCCAUUUUAGAGCGUUCUCUUGGCAAUACCGAGUCCAUUUUAAUUUUCCUUGCACACCUGUCCCCCUCCUGCCCUGGCUCUUGGGCUGGAGGCAGCCCUGGACAGGAGGUACCGAAGGGAAGUGAGUCGCACUUUUGCCUUCAGGAGAAGGGGACUGCAAGCUGCUGUUUGCUGCUGUCUCUUUGGCCAGGAGUAGAUUCGGCUUGGAGCCCACCAGGGCGGCAAGGUUCUGGUGCCCCAGAGAGGUCAGGCGGUGAAGGGCUGAAGCUGAAAUCCCGCACUUCCGCCCUGCAUGGUCACGUGACCUUCAGCCAGCCCUUCGCUCAGAAUCCAGGCCUACAACGUUAUCAAUCAAAGCCGCGUGUGUUUGUGCGCCCAGAGGCCUGUCCAAUCAGGGCGUGAGGGGUCGGACACCCCCCCUCCCAUCCAAUCAGGAACGGGGGCCGGCUCAUUCGCUUGUGAGGUGACGUAGUUCGCUGCCGCCCGAGCGUACGGGCGCAUCUACCUCAUGGGGCGUGUGGUGUCUUGUGGCUGUCGCUCUAACCGGCUUGAGUCGUUGGGAUCGGGGCUGCGGAGAGGAAGACCUGAGAGCGCGGAGAGGGGCAGUAAUGGACUUGCUGAUCUUUGAAGAUGUGGCCGUGAAUUUCACCCCGGAGGAAUGGGCUUUGCUGGACCCUGCUCAGAGGAAGCUCUACAGAGACGUGAUGUUGGAGACCUUCAGGAACCUGGCCUUUGUGGGUUCUUGCCUUCACGUUAAAACCAGUGGUUCAAGUGCCCAGCGGGAUAUUUUGGAGAAUGUACUAUGCAGUGAAGAGAAAAUAGUAAGAUUCAAAAGAAAUGAUUCCAAGUCUGUUUUGGGAGAAAACUGGGCCUUUCCCAACAUGGGACAUCAACAUCCACCUCAUCAGAAGUAUUUGAGAAAUAACUUGGUGGAGAGUCUCUGUGAAGGUAAAAAAGGUCAUCAGUGUCUAGGAACCCUGAACCAGAUUACAAAUCUUGCUGUAUAUAAGGAUUGUCAGACUGGAAUUCAGCCCCAUACAUGCACUAAGUGUGGAAAAGCUUUCAGGGAUCAUUCUUUCCAGAAGAAUCAGCAAAGAUCUCACACUGGACAUAAAGCUUAUUCAUGCGAACAGUGUGGGCAAGCCUGCAGCUGUGUCUUGUGCCUAAGCAUUAGUAGGGAAACAGACAUGGUAGAGAAACCCUGUAAAUGUCAGGAUGCUGGGAGAGCAUCUAAGAGAUUUGUUAAGAGUCUCAUUAAUAAACAGUCUUUAGAGUGUAAGAGAUCUGGAAAAGCUGUCAAUUGUUCCUCAUCCUUUAAGGGACACGAGAGAGGUCACUAUGGACAGAAAAUCCACGUGUGUGAAGUAUGUGGGAAAUCCUUCAGUUAUUCUUGCCAGCUUGCAAGGCAUGUGAGAACUCACACUGGAGAGAAACCCUAUGAAUGUCAAGAAUGUGGGAAAGCUUUCACUAGCAUCUCACACUUCCGAGAACAUGUGAGAAUGCACACUGGAGAGAAACCCUAUGAAUGUAAACAGUGUGGCAAAGCUUUCAGUUGGUGCACUUACCUUCGAGAGCACAUGAGAACACACAGUGGAGAAAAACCCUACGAAUGUAAGCAGUGUGGCAAAGCCUUCCCAUAUCUCAAAUCCCUGCAAGGACAUGUGAGGAUACACACUGGAGAGAAACCUUAUGUGUGUAAGGAAUGUGGGAAAUCCUACAGUUGUCCCAAAUACUUCAGAAAACAUGAAAAAACACAUAGUGGAGUAAAACCCUAUGAAUGUACAGAAUGUGGGAAAGCCUUCAUUACUUCCUCAUCCCUUCGAGAACAUAUGAAAACACACAGUGAAGAGAAGCCCUAUCAGUGCCAGCAGUGUGGGAAAGCCUUCAGGUACCCGAGAUCCCUGCAAGGGCACAUGAUAACACACAGUGAAGAGAAACCGUAUGAAUGUCUGCAAUGUGAAAAGGCCUACAGGUGUCUCAUAUCCCUGCAGAGACAUAUGAAGAUACACAGUGGUGAAAAAUUCUGAAUACAAAGACUGUGGGAAAGCCUUUAUUCUCCCGUAAAAGCUUAUAAAUGUGAGCAGUCCCAGGAGGAAAAGCAUGGAAAGAAUGUGGGGAAAUGUUCAGCACUUCACCUCUUUUAUACUUGAAAACUCAGGGUAGGACAGAAAUCUUUUUGUAAGUGCCUUAUCCUGAAUAAAGAUCCCAGUGUAUUAAUUUCUAGUUCAUCUUGCUGAUCUGAGCACUUAAGAUAAUAACUAUCCAUCUAUGUUUCCGUCAUCUUUAAUUACCACUUAUGUUUUAAUAUUUCGGGCUUUAAAUGAUUAUAUGGUCAUAUAAUACUUGUUGCAUUUCCAUUACAGUAUUUUUUGAGCCCAGA
This is a messenger RNA of Sus scrofa (pig), 2875 nucleotides long. The record is from RefSeq and is a predicted model, not a curated record. Lineage: Eukaryota; Metazoa; Chordata; Mammalia; Artiodactyla; Suidae.